AGAUGACAAGUAUUGUGGGACGGCCGCUGAGCUGACCAAUCAAAAUCCAGCAGUGUGCGAAGCAGGAAGUCCUCACACUGGGCAAACAGGAGACACAAAUCAAUAGUGAACAUAUCAUCUUAAUCUUGAUGCCGUUAUUAAGAGUUAAUCAGAUGGACAACAUGGUAACAGACAGGAGGGAUGAACCACAGACAGACUUUAUGUACUGCUGUGGAGCCAUCACGGAGGUUCUUAAAUUUGGCUCUUGUCAGCUACACUCCGGGCACAAGGUGCUUUUUCUCAUCAUUCCAGGUAACCCAGGUGUGGUGGGCUUCUACAGAACCUUCAUGCACACACUUCACAGUAUGUUUGGACACCGCCACCCAGUGUGGGCUGUAAGUCAUGCUGGCCACUGUGUCCCACCAGACUCCAUGGACAUGGUAGACGAAGCCGAGGACGAUGUGUUUGGUCUGAACGGGCAGAUUGAACACAAGCUGGCCUUCCUCAGGAAACAUGUUCCCAGAGAGACCAGCCUGGUCCUGGUGGGACACUCCAUCGGCUGCUACAUUAUUCUGGAGAUGAUGAAGAGAAAUCCUGAACUCAAGAUUAUAAAGGCCGUCAUGCUGUUUCCCACCAUUGAGCGCAUGGCUCAGACUCCUCAGGGGAAGGUCAUGACUCCUGUUCUGUGUCACAUGCGUUAUGUGGCCUACCUGCCUCUCUUCCUGCUCUCGCUCCUGCCUGAGGGACUGAAAGCCGGCCUUAUCAAACUGGUGUUUGGUGGCAUCCCCUCCCUGGACCACACUGUGGUCCAACCUACUGUAGGUCUUCUCAGUGGAGACUGUGCAGCCAAUGCUAUGUACAUGGGCGGUCAGGAAAUGAGAAAAGUUCUGGAAAGAGACAACAUAACGAUAAAGAAACAUCUUGAAAAGCUUAUAUUUUAUUAUGGAGCUACAGACCACUGGUGCCCUGUUCAGUAUUAUCAUGAAAUUAAGGAGGACUUCCCAUGUGGGGAUUUCAGACUGUGUGAAAACGGGUUCCGCCAUGCCUUUGUCCUGGAUGCAGGAACAGAAGUUGCCAAAAUGGUGGCCGAAUGGAUCAGUGGAGAACUGAGGACAUGAGUUCAUUCUUCUCUUGCCAUCUGUCUGACAUGAACGCUGACUUUUAGCGUUCAGACGAUAUCAUGGAAUUGAAUUGAGAAGAAAUAUCAAAUAUUAAUUAUUAUUAUUUAUUUUUAUUAAUUAAAUAUAAAUACAAUGUGUUUAUUGAUUAAAAUGGCAUUCUUUGCAUAAGCACAACAAAAACCCAAAUGUGACAUGAAAAAUGAUGAUAAUGUGGUUUUAUUCAUUUAUAAAACUGCUUUUGUUACAGAAAUGAUCCAAAAUCUAUUUAAAUGAAAACAUAUAUUUUAGUAAAACCCUGAACAGAGUGCUGUCUCCAAAGAUGAAAUAGAAAAACCCUCAAAGGCACUACUGUAGCACUUCUCAUGUUAGUACCUGACAAGUGGGAUUAUUUAAAUUCUAUUAUGUUGCCAUUUUGCACUGAUGCCAAUUUUUUCCUCACAUAUACAAUAAUGUGUACAUUUGGAUUUAAGUAUUCCCAUGUAUGAUGACUUGAACAGCAUACUGUAUAUAAUGGGGGAAAUACAUGCCUUAUUUUUCAUCUAUUGUAUUUUUCAUUGCCUGCCCUCUGAUGCGACUGUGCUGUCAAACAUCACAGCUGUCAUGAUGAUUUCCUAUUCUAUUCUUACUGUCAAUGUAGAAAGUCUGGACGAUGGAUGGUACUGUGAACCUGCUGCCCAGACCAUGGUGGUCCGAAUCUACCAUCAGACAUUAUGGAUCUCCUUGGUCUUGCUCUUCCUCCUCCUUUUACUCUCCACUCCACUCCUAUGUUGGCAACUGUUGCUCCAAAACAAAAGAGCUCACCUGUGGCCCUUUUACAGUUUUGCUAUGGCUCUGAUAGCCUAUUAAACAAAUGUGCAGCAUGUGUUUGCCCAUGUGAGGGGUCAGAGUGGACGGCAAUGAAUUUUAAGUUUAGCAUUGUGAAUGGCAAAUUUUUGAUUCAUUAAUAUUGUGCCAGAUGUAGAGAUUUGUGUGUAGUGGUUUGAACAAAGUGUGGUUUAGUGUUAAGCAGGACAUUAUGACAAGAGGUUUACAACCUCCUGUCAUCAUUUGUUCAGCAAAUCACAUUGUAUUAUAUAUAUUUACAUAUUUAUUGAGAUACUGUAAAUUGUGUGACCUAUGGGUAGCCUUCUUAAGUAAUCUUAAAUGUUUUCUCUGUAACACUCAUGAACAUGCCAGAGUUAAAGUUUUGAAAACAACAUUUUAGGUAGUCUCUAUUAACUGGAAAACUCUGCUACUCUGUCUCAUGCAUUGAGUCAGAUGGCAGCCUCUGCUCCCAAUGGUGGGGAAAAUGAUGAGAUGCACUGCCGAAAAUUACUUGGAUAUAAAGAUGAGGGCUAUAUUAAACAAACCUGGGUAGAACGCCAAUGCUGCAAAGAUACCUGUUCAAACAAGGGGAGAAGCAGAACGUCAUAUUACCCUAACUCUACCUAAAGAUUGGAUCCGAAUGAAAUGAUUGGCUGGGCUUAUGACAGACCUAUGCCACAGAUACCGGAUUUUUUUCUUUUUUGUGUCAGCAUUUGAUUUAUUGAGCCUACCUCAGCUUUAAAGGUAAUUCUGAAGAAAUCCAACACCAGGACAAAAACCAUGAUCUAGAGCGAACAACACAGCAAGUAAUGUAACUAACGUUAGCUAAUUUGUGGGUUAGCAAACUGCUAACAUCACAACAGCAGCAUGUCUUGGUGAACUAGAAAGUAAGCGGAAUAUCUUUGGGCGGAAAGAAAUAUGAGUCAGAGCUGGAGAGAGGAGUUUGUUGUGUUGUGGUAAUAUUAGGAAAUAAAAGUCUUGCUGGCAGUUCCUCUACGUACAGAAAAACUCUUCUCCCUUGUUUCUACCGGUGUUUCCUGAAACAAUUCGCCUCAUGAGAUUUCAGAGCGACAAUUGUCCUUGAGCAAGACUUCAGUUUCUUGUUAAAACAAAGGGUGUCCCCAGGAGUCACUUGUUGUCAGGCGCCUUGCCUGGUGGCAAACUUAGAAGCACUUUUUGUGGGCAUAAUUUUAACUUUUUUUGUGUAUGUGUUUUUUGUGUUUCUUCUAGCGAGUGUAUCUUACUCUUUAAAAUAAUGUUUAUCUCUGUAGGGAUCCUUUUUAUAAUGUUGCCAGAUGCAUUUAAUAUCAAUCUGAGCGUGUCAAUGGUAAAAACAAGCACUUUAGUGGACGUACUGUGACAGGAUACAAUUGCUGGUGAGGAUUUCGUUGCAGCCUGUUUGCCCAGUUUCGACUACAGCGUGCUAGAUUAAUAAUGGACCAAUUUUAAAAAUGUUGUCCCAGGUUUGUUGUAUCUAAAUCUGUUUCAUAUAAUAUUUUUGUCUAAGUGCAGUGAAUUUAUGGGUGUGUUUAGGUUUGUGUGUGGAUAUCGCCAUGCACAUACUUGGACUCAUCCUAAUUUUAUACAUGCCUUUGUCCCUUUUUUCUUUUGUUCUAUACACAAAUCACAAAUGCACUGAAAAUUGUUGUUUAUGAAAAAUGCUAAUAAAAAGUGUUCU
Messenger RNA from Micropterus salmoides (largemouth bass), 3582 nucleotides. It is a transcript of the gene ldah, whose product is annotated as lipid droplet associated hydrolase. Gene Ontology annotation, cellular component: lipid droplet. The transcript has 7 exons. Lineage: Eukaryota; Metazoa; Chordata; Actinopteri; Centrarchiformes; Centrarchidae. The coding region runs from base 129 to 1097 and encodes 322 amino acids. The record is from RefSeq and is a predicted model, not a curated record. Gene Ontology annotation, molecular function: lipase activity. Gene Ontology annotation, biological process: lipid storage.